UUAGUUUUAGUUCUUUCAUCUGUCAAACGUCUCCCUGUUCAGUGUUCAAUCAACAUCUGUUCAGUGUGUGGUCGUUAUCUUCUCGCGUUUUAUAAUUUUAGGUUAUUAUAUUUUUUAUAUUAGUUUUUUUAAAGUUUUCUAAACUGUUAAUUGUUAAAUUAUUGUUGUUACAUCUUCUUGGUUCCUGACGCAGUCUUUUUAAUUUUGUAUCCAUUAUGAAGAAACCAGUGAAACGCAAACAAACUAAAGAUGAUACUGAACAAAGUAAGAAGCGAAAAUCAAUUCAGCCAUUAUCACAGCCUUCUAGACCUACCACUGCUGGCACAGUUUUAGUUUGUGGACAAGGCGACGUGGGGCAACUCGGUUUAGGUCCUGAUAUUAUGGAAAGAGAAAGGCCAUUCCCAGUCAACACUUUAGAAAAUAUAGUGUCUAUCGCAGCUGGUGGCAUGCACAGUGUGGUUUUGAAUGAUAAAGGAGAAGUUUAUACCUUUGGAUGCAACGACGAAGGAGCUUUAGGUCGUGUUACAGAAGCUGAUGGGCCCCCUGAAAAGUCGGAAAGCCUGCCAGCCAUUGUUAAGUUACCAUCCCCAGCAGUUAUGAUAUCGGCCGGCGAUAGUCACUCAUGUGCAUUAUUAGAGGAUGGGCUUGUAUAUGUAUGGGGCACAUUUAGGGAUUCACAUGGUACCUUGGGCUUAACAGAAGAUAGUUUGAAAUCCAGCGAGCCAAUUAUGGUUAACCAUCCUAAUCCUUUUGUAAAAGUCUCUUCAGGAGCAGAUCACUUGGUUCUCUUAGAUAACAUGGGAUGCGUUUUUACCUGUGGUUGUGCAGAACAAGGACAACUUGGAAGAAUUAAUUCUAGAUCCUGCGAUAGAUAUUAUGCACGCAAUGGAUCCUCCAUGUUCUUGCUUCCUAAAAAGGUAGAAUACAAGUUAUCACUUAAAAUGAACAUUGGCCAAGUUUGGGCUGGGACUUACAGUUCAUUCACGAAGCCUAAUGACGGGUCUGAUAUCUUUGUUUUUGGAUUAAAUAAUUAUUGCCAGUUAGGAUUACCAACAAAAACUAUGAUUUCAUACUUUCCCAAGAAAUCUAAUGCAUUAUCGAAAAAUAUAACUUGGAGUAAAAUUUCUGCUGGACCUCACCAUACUUUAGGUAUUGAUAGUGAAGGCAAGUGUUAUGCGCUAGGGCGCCAUGAAUAUGGUAGGUUGGGUGUUGGAGAUGUGAAGGAAGAUGCUAAAGAUAUAAUAGAAAUUCCACUUUUGAAAGAUAUUAAGUGCAUUGAUGUAUCAUGUGGCUUGACGAGUUCUUUUGCAGUCACAGAAAAUGGAGAUGUUUAUGCUUGGGGAAUGGGUGGAAAUGGUGAACUUGGUACUGGAUCCGAAGAAGAUGCUUUAACACCAGUUAAACUAACCGGAAAGCAUAUAAAUGGCAAAAAGGUCCUAGCAGUUAGUGGCGGUGGGCAGCACACAAUUUUUCUUGCUAAAUAAUAUAAGUAUUUAAUUUAAUAAACUGUUGCAUUUUAAAUAUAGCAAAUUU
This is a messenger RNA of Ctenocephalides felis (cat flea), 1533 nucleotides long. It is a transcript of the gene Rcc1, whose product is annotated as regulator of chromosome condensation. The transcript is spliced from 2 exons. NCBI's taxonomy places the organism in Eukaryota, Metazoa, Arthropoda, Insecta, Siphonaptera, Pulicidae. Gene Ontology annotation, molecular function: guanyl-nucleotide exchange factor activity. The record is from RefSeq and is a predicted model, not a curated record. Gene Ontology annotation, cellular component: cytoplasm. The coding region runs from base 216 to 1484 and encodes 422 amino acids.